This is a messenger RNA of Pipistrellus nathusii (Nathusius's pipistrelle), 2637 nucleotides long. Lineage: Eukaryota; Metazoa; Chordata; Mammalia; Chiroptera; Vespertilionidae. The record is from the annotation of a GenBank genome assembly.
AUGUUUUACCGGUUGCUAUCGGUGGUCCAAAGACAAAGAACCAGCCGAGGAUGGCAGAACUGGUCCUCAGCCAGAAGCGGUGCAUCAGCGGCCGAGGCGCAUUCUGUCGCCCUGCCUGCCCAGGCGCAGGUGGUCAUCUGUGGCGGGGGGAUCAUGGGCACAUCUGUGGCCUAUCACCUGUCCAAGCUGGGGUGGAAGGACAUUGUUCUUUUGGAGCAGGGCAGGCUGGCUGCUGGCUCUACAAGGUUCUGUGCGGGCAUCAUAAGCACUGCCAGGCACUUGAGCAUCGAGCAGAAGAUGGCAGACUAUUCAAACAGACUGUACCAGCAGUUAGAGCAAGAAACGGGGAUCCAAACAGGUUAUACACGGACAGGCUCCAUCUUUCUGGCCCAGACUCAGGACCGGCUGAUCUCCCUGAAGCGCAUCAACUCCAGGCUGAAUGUGAUAGGCAUCCCUUCUGAGAUCAUCUCCCCCAAGAAAGUGGCCGAACUGCACCCUCUGCUCAACGUGCAUGACCUGGCAGGGGCCAUGCACGUCCCCGAGGACGCGGUGGUGUCCUCUGCUGACGUGGCUCUCGCCCUGGCAAGUGCUGCCUCCCAAAAUGGUGUUCAGAUCUAUGACCGGACAAGUGUUGUUCACGUGAUGACCAAAAAAGGUGAAGUGACUGGUGUGGAGACAGAUAAAGGACAGAUCGAAUGCCAGUAUUUUGUCAACUGUGCUGGUCAGUGGGCAUACGAGCUGGGUCUGUCCAACGAGGAGCCGAUUAGCAUCCCGUUACAUGCCUGCGAACACUUCUACCUCCUGACUCGCCCCUUGGAGACCCCUCUGCAGAGCAACACACCAAACAUUGUGGACGCCGAUGGCAGAAUUUAUAUUCGCAACUGGCAGGGCGGCAUCUUGUCUGGGGGGUUUGAGAAAACCCCAAAACCAAUUUUCACCGAGGGCAAGAACCAGCUAGAGAUUCACAACCUACAGGAAGACUGGGACCACUUUGAGCCCCUGUUGAGCUCCCUCCUGCGUAGGAUGCCAGACCUGGAGACGCUGGAGAUUGUGAAGUUGGUCAACUGCCCCGAGACCUUCACGCCCGACAUGAGGUGCAUCAUGGGCGAGUCUCCUUUGGUUAAGGGCUACUACGUCCUGGCAGGAAUGAACUCUGCUGGCCUUUCGUUUGGUGGAGGAGCUGGAAGGUACCUCGCCGAGUGGAUGGUGGAUGGUUACCCCUCAGAAAACGUCUGGGAGCUGGACCUGAAGCGCUUCGGAGCCCUGCAGAGCAGCCGCACCUUUCUGCGCCACCGGGUCAUGGAAGUCAUGCCUCUGCUGUAUGAUUUGAAGGUUCCUCGUUGGGACUUCCAGACCGGGAGGCAGCUACGCACAUCCCCUCUGUACGACCGGCUGGACGCACAAGGAGCCCGGUGGAUGGAGAAGCAUGGGUUCGAGAGGCCCAAGUACUUUGUGCCACCAGGCAAGGACCUCCUGGCUUUGGAGCAGAGCAAGACUUUCUAUAAGCCGGACUGGUUUGACAUUGUGGAGUCUGAAGUCAAGUGCUGUAAGGAAGCCGUGUGUGUCAUUGACAUGUCCUCUUUCACGAAGUUUGAAAUAACAUCCACCGGAGAUCAGGCAUUAGAAACCCUGCAGUACCUCUUCUCCAAUGACCUUGACGUGCCCGUGGGCCACAUCGUGCAUACCGGCAUGCUCAACGAGGGCGGAGGAUAUGAGAAUGACUGCAGCAUAGCGCGCCUGAACAAGCGCAGUUUCUUCAUGAUUUCUCCAACCGACCAGCAGGUCCACUGUUGGGCCUGGCUUAAGAAGCACAUGCGGCUGGACAGCGACCUGAUCCUGGAGGACGUUACCUGGAAAUACACGGCCCUCAAUCUGAUUGGUCCUCGAGCUGUGGAUGUGCUGUCCGAGUUGUCCUAUGCCCCGAUAACUCCAGACCACUUCCCAAGCCUCUUUUGCAAGGAGAUGAGUGUGGGCUAUGCCAACGGGAUCCGGGUGAUGAGCAUGACCCACACGGGAGAGCCAGGCUUCAUGCUGUACAUCCCCAUAGAGUAUGCUCUGCAUGUCUACAAUGAAGUGAUGAGUGUUGGGCAGAAAUACGGAAUCCGGAAUGCUGGGUAUUAUGCUCUUCGUAGUCUCCGAAUUGAGAAGUUUUUUGCCUUCUGGGGUCAGGAUUUGAAUACCCUCACCACCCCCCUGGAAUGUGGACGAGAGUCUCGGGUGAAAUUAGAUAAGGGGGUGGACUUCAUCGGUCGCGAGGCCCUGCUGCAGCAGAGGCAGAACGGAGUGUACAAACGCCUGGCUAUGUUCGUCCUGGACGACCACGACACAGACCUGGACCUCUGGCCGUGGUGGGGAGAGCCCAUCUACCGAAACGGGCUGUACGCGGGCAAGACCACCAGCAGUGCCUACAGCUACACCCUGGAGCGCCACGUGUGCCUGGGCUUCGUGCACCAUUUCUCUGAGAACACCGGGGAAGAGCAGGUGGUGACAGCAGAUUUCGUCAACCGGGGAGAGUACGAGAUUGACAUUGCAGGACAACGGUUCCAGGCCAAGGCCCGGCUCUACCCGGUCGCCUCCCUCUACACCCAUAAGCGCCGGAAGGAAGACGUGGAGCUAAGUGACUUGCAUGGGAAGUAA